This is a messenger RNA of Striga hermonthica, 432 nucleotides long. NCBI's taxonomy places the organism in Eukaryota, Viridiplantae, Streptophyta, Magnoliopsida, Lamiales, Orobanchaceae. The record is from the annotation of a GenBank genome assembly.
AUGGCGGCCAGGGUUGCGAUUGGAAAUUCCCCGGCGACUAGAACACCGCUGCUAUUUCAGCAUUUCCGAUCAUCUGUUAAACCCACCGGACGGAAUUCUGGGUUCCCGUUAUUCGGCCCGUUAGCCUCCUUCUCGUCUUCCUCUCAGCCGAAGAAGCUGGUACUUUACUCAAAGCCCGGAUGCUGUUUGUGCGAUGGCCUCAAAGAGAAACUCGACACGGUUUUUUCUUCUUCCGGCCCGAAUUACGUCGGCGACGUCCAGUUGGAGAUUAGGGACAUCACGAGUAAUCCGGAAUGGGAGCGGCUUUACCAAUACGAGAUACCCGUGUUAGCCAGAGUUAGAGAAGAUGGUACUGAGGAGAUUCUUCCGAGAUUUUCUCCACGCGCUGCAGUAGAGCUUGUCCAAAAGAAGAUAGCGGCAGCUUUCGGUUAA